AUCACAGGACCCUAUCAACAGACCCAACCAGGUCGGGUAGUAGAUCUCACUGACAGCAGUAUAGCCGAUGUUUUGCGACUGUGAAAAUGAGGGCUGUAGAAGUGCCUUCAUACAGCGCUAAAAAGUUCAUUCCAGAAAAGAUUUGGGCUCGUCCUUGCAGCUGAUGACCAGAAUAUUCAUUCAGUUUGGCAUCGUUAUCAUGGUUUGUGUAAGAAGACACCCCUGCCUUGGAACUGAUACAUGCUGAACUUAGUUAGGAGGUGUUUCCACUACAGAGGUCAACUGGGAUUAAAAUGGCCAGUGUGUAGAACCUGGGUUGUCCCACAUAUAUGCCACAUAAACAUGUAUUUUUAGAACUAAAAUGUCCAUGUUUCACAAGUGUUACAUCACUGAUUUAAAACUGGGAGCAGCAAUUACCCAAUCAAGAGAAAGAUAGGACCUACCAAUUGAAUCAGGUGAGAUGUGUUCGUUACCGCAUUUGAUUAACUGAUAUUAAAACCAACUGGCACUCCCAAUCCCACAGUAUAGAAGAAAAGAUCUGUCAGUUGGAAGGACUGGGACGAAAUUUGGUAGCCAUGAAGUGUGUUGCGUUACUUCUCCUGUGUAGCUUGGCCUAUAGCCAUGCAAUUGUGGCAUUACCAACAGACCUUGGAGGCACUGGAAGUCUUACUGGUAGUAUAGGAAGCUGGCUGUCAGACCUCAUUAUUAAUAAACCAGGCUCAGGCAUCAAUUUUCCUCUCAUUAUGAGUAAGAAGAGAGCUAUUAUCGGACUGAACUGUGGACCCGCUAUAUGCUUAAUGGCCUGUCCCUUUGGAAUGGCAGUUGAUGCCAAUGGUUGCCAGCUAUGCUCUUGCAAGAAUCCUUUCACUGGUGAUGGCUGGCCCCUUGGCGAGAUACCAAUGAUCAGCAAGAAAGACCUUGGAAGUGCUGCAGGAAACAUUGUCACUGGAAUCCAGAACUGGUUGGUUGACCUGAUCAAACCCCAAGUUACACCAUCUAUGGUUGUAAGCAAAAGGCUGUUUGGGCUAGGCCUUGGGAGUUGCCCAAUUUGUGCAGUUUACUGUCCAUUCGGACAGAAAUAUGAUGCCACCACCGGCUGCAUGACCUGUGGUUGUAAUGACUCACCUUUCUGGACUCUGAACCCAGUGGCUGUUACCAGCAAAAGAGGUGAAGAGCAAGAACUCCAAAAGCCUGUUCUCUGUGGUCCAGUUUGUAUGAUCUGGUGUCCUUACGGCAAUGUCUUGAACAGUAACGGAUGCCCUACAUGCCAGUGCAAGAAUGCCCUCGACGGAAGCAGCCCUUUCCCAACCAUUGACAUGACGUCUUUGAUGGUCAGCAAGAAGCGGUCACCUAGCCCCGCCAAGAAGGCAAUCUUUAAACCAGAAUGUGGGGUGGUCUGUAUGAUAUGGUGUCCAUUCGGGAAGGUGUUGGACAGUAACGGAUGCCCUACAUGCCAGUGCAACUCCAAUCCAAGUGGAACUGAUGGCUACCCAGAUUUCAUGGUCAGCAAGUAGAGGUUCUCUCAAUAACAUGACAGUGCUAAUCUAUUCCAAAACUGACUGAGAGAAAUACAUCAGAAGAUUUCCACCACAGAUUGUUGGAAAACAAGUUUAAGGUCGGACAGAUCGAUGACUUUCCAUGUAUUUUUGUGAUAAAUAAAUAUUCAUCAACAAACCUGAAUAUUCCUUGGGUUUUUACUCUUCCCAGAAGUACAUU
Messenger RNA from Lineus longissimus, 1716 nucleotides. RefSeq names its product antistasin-like. Gene Ontology annotation, molecular function: serine-type endopeptidase inhibitor activity. NCBI's taxonomy places the organism in Eukaryota, Metazoa, Nemertea, Pilidiophora, Heteronemertea, Lineidae. The transcript is spliced from 7 exons. The record is from RefSeq and is a predicted model, not a curated record. The coding region runs from base 576 to 1514 and encodes 312 amino acids.